Molecule: messenger RNA, 3948 nt
Organism: Durio zibethinus
Lineage: Eukaryota; Viridiplantae; Streptophyta; Magnoliopsida; Malvales; Malvaceae
Source: RefSeq, a predicted model, not a curated record
UCCAUGGCUUCAUUGCUUCAACAAUAUAUUCGGGCGAGGUUUGCUCCCCUCCAUGAUCCCAUAACAAAAACAAAAAACACAGACUUCUUUGUUGCAUGUCAAAACUAAGAACUUAUUAAAUUUUCCUUUGAUUUUUUUUUCCAUUUCUCUUCCUUCUCUUAUUUCUCAUUGGCUUCCAUGUCGUCCCUUUCUUUUAUAGGAAGAUAAAGAGAGCUUUGCAUGCUUGUGGGAUCCUAGCAGAAACAAAGAAAAGAGGCUUUUUCUAAGUUUUUGGUAUUGUUGUUCUUUCAAGAGAGAGGAAAAGGAAGAUAAAAAAAGGGGUUUGAAAAAGAUGUUGCAAAGAGCUGCUAGCAAUGCAUAUUCAUGGUGGUGGGCUAGCCAUAUCAGAACAAAGCAGUCAAAAUGGAUGGAGCAAAACCUUCAAGAUAUGGAGGAAAAGGUAGCGGCUGUGGUUAAACUCAUAGAAGAAGAUGGAGACUCCUUUGCCAGGAGAGCAGAAAUGUACUACAAAAAGAGGCCAGAACUGAUACAUUUUGUGGAAGAAUCUUACAGAGCUUACCGUGCCUUAGCCGAAAGGUAUGAUCACAUAUCAACAGAGUUACAAAAUGCAAACAACACAAUUGCUUCUGUUUGUCCAGAGCAAGUCCAGUUUGCGAUGGAUGAUGAAGACGAAGAUAGCACACCAAGGUUCCCAAAGAAGUCUUCAGAAAACUCCAAAGGCAAUAUUCCCAAGGUUCCGAAGCUUCCUGUCAAAGAUUUAAAGGGUUUAAUAACAUCAGCCACGAAGAAAACGCAACAAAAGAAAUCAACAAAAGCCACUGCCACUGCAGUUCCUAAAUCUGGUUUGACCAAGGCUGAGGGACUUGAUGAGAUUGACAGGCUUCAGAAACGAAUCCUGGCAUUGCAGACUGAAAAAGAAUUCUUUAAGAGCUCUUAUGAGAGUGGGCUGGCAAAGUACUGGGAUGUAGAUAAUGAGAUAAAAGAAAUGCAAGAGAAAGUUUGCAGUUUGGAAGAUGAAUUUGGUGAAGGUAGGGUCAUUGAAGAUGAUGAGGCUCGAAAUGUGAUGGCAGCAACAGCUCUAAAAUCAUGCAAAGAGACAUUGGAUCAGCUGCAGGAGAAACAGGAGAGAUCAGUCAUGGAAGCAGAAGUGGAGCAGAAAAGGAUCAAGGAUGCCAGGGAGAAGUUGGACUCCCUUAAGAACAAGUUUCUCUUAAACGAAGUCAUUCAGGAAAAACCAUCUGCUGGAGAUGAAUCAGGAAUAGCAGUAGAAAAGUCUAAAAGGUUAGAAAAAGAAGUGUAUGAUACCAACCAAAAGAAAAAGGACAUGGAGUCCUUAAGGGAGAAGAUAAAGGAGCACUUUGAGGUUGGCCUGGGUGAAUCUUUGACUGUGACUGACAUGGCGGAGAAGAUUGAUGAACUUGUGAACAAGGUGAUCAACUUAGAAACUGCAGUCUCAUCUCAGACAGCUCUUAUCCAGAGACUAAGGACAGAGACGGAUGAGCUUCAAGUCCAGAUUCAGACCCUCGAAGACGAUAAGGCCGCGCUGAUUAAAGGAAAAAAUGAUUUGAGGAACAAGCUAAGAGAGAUGGAGGAGAAGUUGCAUGGGAUUCAGGAUUUGAACCAGAGCGUAGAAGAUCAAAACAACAAUCUCCAAACUCAUUUUAUUGAAGCACAUUGUAACCUUGAUCACCUUUCUGAGAAAGUGCAUAGUGUGAAGCCAGAUGAGGAGCCUGAAAGAGAGGAGAACAGCUCUUUUGUGGAGGUCAAAUCGUCAAGGGAGAAGGAGAUCAAAGACAAGAGGCCGAAGAAGGUGAAAGCUGAAAAGGAGUUUGAGGUAGCUGAUGCAUCAGAAAGAGAGAACUCUCCAGCUGAAGUCAAAUCCCAAAAAGAGUCCAAAGAACAAGAGAGCAGGAAUCUGGAUCCAAGUGAGGGCUGCAAAAAUUUGCCAAGUGCAAAACUAGAGGAGAUGGUCGUGUUGUCAGGUUCUUUACAGAAAGAAGAGGACUCUCUGGUUAAUAUUGAAUUGCGACAAGAGUCGGAAGAAAAAGGAGAGAAACUUGAUCAGAAUGAUAGCUUUACAAAGGGAAGGGAUGCGAAAUUAGAAGGGAGGGAGGAUGUGAAAUUGGAAGAGAGGGAGGAUGCGAAAGCACGUGAUUCCACAAAUAAAGGAGGUGAUAGCCAUGAAACUUCUAAGCCUUCAGAGAAAUGUGAAGACCUGAUAGCAGAGGGAAAAGUUGAUGAGCAUGCUUCUUCACAGACAGCGGACACUCUUGCCAAAGUUGAAUCAAAAGAACAUGAGAGAGGGCAAGAGGAUGAGCCAGAUUGGAAGCUGCAAGAGGAUGAGCCAGAUUGGAAGCAGUUGUUCAUGAAAGGUAUGGAGGACAGAGAGAAGAAUCUAUUGAUGGAAUAUACUACAAUGCUUCGGAUCCUCAAGGACACCAAGAAGAAGCUCAUGGAAGUAGAGACAAAUAACCAGAACAGCCUGUUUGACGUAACAUUGCAGCUAAAGGAACUGAAGAGCUCUAACGCCAUGAAAGAUGAAGAGAUUCGAUCCUUACGUCAGAAAUUAAGCCUUUUCCAAACAGGUAUUGUUGAAAACAACAAUACUUAUCAAUAUGUUGAACCUAGAGUAAGUUCUGAGAAAUCAAUAGUUACUGAAACCGCAACAACUCCGGCACCACAGAAAAUGGUAGAAGAAGACAUUGGAAUGAUGCUAAUUAAACAGUCUCAAACUACUUCAGCAAUUGAAGAAAAGUUCCGGAUGAACAUUGACGAACUGCUAGAAGAGAACUUGGAAUUCUGGUUCAGAUUCAGCACUGCAUUCCAUGAGGUACAGAAAUUUGAUACUGAAGUGAAAGAUUUAGAGGCUGAGGCAUCAAAACUCGAGGAAAGAAAAAAGCAAGAUGGAAGUAGCACCACAAAAUAUUCACUAAAAUCAGAUGUGCGACCGUUAUACAAACACCUGAGAGAAGUACAGACUGAAUUGAGUGUCUGGUUGGAAAAAAGUGUAUUACUUAAAGAAGAACUGAAGAACCGAUUCUCAUCUUUGUGUGAAAUUCAAGAAGAAAUCACUAAGGCUUUGAAAGCAAGUGCUGAAGAUGAUGAAUUCAGUUUCACAAGUUACCAAGCAGCGAAAUUCCAAGGUGAGAUUUUGAACAUGAAACAAGAGAAUAACAAAGUUGCAGAUGAACUGCAAGCUGGUUUAGAUCAUUUAACAACACUACAGCUUGAAGUUGAGAGGACCCUGGCAAAGUUAACUGAAGAUUGGGGACUUUCUGGAUCUAAGAGCCGUCAAAGUAGCCAGCUGCAACUCUCAGAUAGUAGAUCUGGAGUUCCUUUGAGGUCAUUUAUCUUUGGCGUCAAACCAAAGAAGCAAAAGACAUCCAUCUUUUCCUGCGUACACCCUGCACUGCAACGGAAGUACAAUGGUUUAAGAUCGGGAAAUAGUAGCAGUAGGUGAACUUUUUGGUUUUGUUUGUGUUUCUUAUACUAAUAAGCUUUUUUUUCCUUUCUCAAAGUUGAUUUCUUUCCUUUUAGUGGUACUCUCACCGAAGGCAACACCUUUCCUUUUCUCAUUUUGUUUAUGGACUGGAAAAGCCAGUUUUCUGUUGGCUGCAAAUGUUUUAUAGUCUCCAACUAUCAACAUGAGAGGAAUAUUUUUGUUAUUUGUAUUUUCAUUCUCAUUCACUCGGAAGCUUUAGCAAACUUGCUUCAUUUUUGGAAUCCAUUUUGUUUCCAUUCAACACAAGAGUAAAUAUCAGAUUGAUAGGAUAUCAGCCAUUCAAGUUUCUUCACCAAGGACAAAGGAAAUCGGUGAUACAAUCAAAGUCUAAUCAAGUAAUGAUUUCCCCUCAUUCUUCUUCAUAUUCAACUUCUUUUCCCUUUUUAAUUCUUUGUCACUGGCUGGAAGUUUCAGCUUUGAAGAGUGUGCAGUAAGGAAUAUGAAUU